AUGUUUGAAUUUGAAUGUCCCAUUUGCUUGGAUUUUACCAUUGAUCCCUACGUACCUCCUGAUUGUCAGCAUUUCAACUGCAGGAAGUGUUUCGAUACUAUUCAAUCCGUUGACGGCCUCCUCAGUUGUCCACAAUGUCGAAAAUUAUUUAAAAUUGAUGAUAUUAAACCGUAUGAACCACCAUUGCCAUCUAUAAAGUAUUGCCUUGAUCUGUCCUGCCAACCUAAUAGUGGUUGCACCAAGUUGCACCUUGAAGAUCUCUGUAGAAUCUCUGAGACCACCACACCACCUACUAAACAGGCGACGGAAGAUGAGAAAGAAGACGAGGGUACAAUCUUCAAGCUGCCCGAAGACGCUACCUAUUGCACCGAUAUCUGCUGCCCAGGCGGAAGGAAUGCCAAGUGUGGGAAAAAACAUGAGGCGGAUUUGAAUUUAAUGGCUUUGGCUUCAUGA
Messenger RNA from Hydatigera taeniaeformis, 453 nucleotides. NCBI's taxonomy places the organism in Eukaryota, Metazoa, Platyhelminthes, Cestoda, Cyclophyllidea, Taeniidae. The record is from the annotation of a GenBank genome assembly.